Messenger RNA from Acytostelium subglobosum LB1, 1158 nucleotides. RefSeq lists its product as hypothetical. The annotation marks the transcript as partial. NCBI's taxonomy places the organism in Eukaryota, Evosea, Eumycetozoa, Acytosteliales, Acytosteliaceae. The record is from RefSeq and is a predicted model, not a curated record. The transcript has a single exon. Gene Ontology annotation, molecular function: nucleic acid binding. Gene Ontology annotation, biological process: DNA integration.
UCGAGAAGCCAGGAGUGUAUAUGCUCCUGUGUGAAAUAUAAAAAAAAGAAUGGUUUUGACAAUGUUUUGGUCAUCGUGGACACCUUCUCCAAGACAUGCAAGCUGACAGCCUGUCACAUCACUAUCAACAAUGAAGAGACAGCAUUGAUCAUUUUCAACAAGGUUGUGUCACAGUUUGGCAUUCCUGUCAAGAUGAUCUCAGAUCGAGAUAGCAAGUUCACAGCAGAGAUCUAUCAAUCGAUAUUCAAACAAUUGGGUACACAUCUCAACAUGUCAACAAGCGGACAUGCAGCCACAGACGGUCAGUCCGAGAUCACCAAUCGUUCACUCAAGAACAGAAUCAAGAAGACACUCGAGGACAUCGAGAGAUGGGACGAACAUCUUUCAGCACUGGAGUUUGCAAUGAACACCACAGUAUCGUCAUCAACGGCAAUGACACCAUUCAAAGCAUUGUAUGGCUUUGAUCCAAGAACACCACUCAACUUUGGCAUCAAGAGCGAUGGCAUGUCAGCAGAAGAACGUCAUCAAUGGUUGAACACCUAUCAUUUGUCAAUCAAGGAGAACAUCAUCGACGCUCAGAACAAACAGAUCAAGUACGUCGAGAAAGGCAGAACAGCACAUGAGUAUAAAGUUGGAGAACGAGUGUUGGUCACGCGCAAGUCAUUCCCAUCAAGCUAUGAGAGACAGUUGGAGACAUCGAGCAAGCUGCUAGCAAACUACUAUGGUCCAUUCAAGGUUGCGCGCAUCAUCAACAAGUCAUUGGUCGAAGUCGACCUACCAGAGUCAGCCAAGCGUAUCAGAACAUUCAAUGUCAGUGACAUCAAACUAUACAUUGAGAACGCUGAUGACCUUUUCAAGAAGGAGGAGAGACCAAACUCUGAGCCAGACGGCGAGAUCAUAGAUGGAGAGCUCGAACACGAGGUGGAAAGGAUCAUCAACCACCGCACCAAGAGGAACAAGAGUGUCGAGUAUUUGGUCAAGUGGUUUGGAUACGAUGAAGCCAAUGCAACAUGGGAAACAUCAGAUAAUCUCACUCAUUGUGUAGACAUCCUUCAAGCCUACAAUCUCAAGAACAUCAUCAAUCAAUCAACAGACGAACCUUCCAAGUCCAAGUCCAAGACUAAGUCCAAGUCAAGCAAGUCUACCUCUAAGAAGAAG